CUCGUAGAUAUGGAAUACGGAAGAGCCUGCACCCACCAUCCGACGCUGCUGCCCUGUGUAAUGACGUUGCAUUCGUCGUCCACCCUUCAUUCAUCGGACGGAUUUUAGUCCUUCGAUAAAUUUUUUUCCUUUCUUAUACUUCACUGAUAAUCAUGCCAUCUGCUGUUUCUUGAUUUAAACGUAACCUUUCAUCCUAGCGUGCAUCACUACCCCGGUCGCCACGCGGAAGGUUUAAGCUCAUUUUGCAGCCUUGUGGUUACGCCCAUCUCAGCCUGGCUGAAUCAUCCACAGUAUCCUAAACAUCACAUAGUGAAUUCGCAGUUCAGCUUGGUAUCACCAUGUCUGAAAGCAAAAGUGCACCGAAGGAUCUUGAAUCCGGGGCUCGCACAGGCAAGCUAUCGCAUUGGCGAAUCCUCAUCGAUCAAAGCAUCACCACACCCGAGAUUGAAAGCCAUGUGUAUCCAGGAUCUGGUACAGUGGAGGAUCCAUAUCGGAUAGAUUGGCUUCCUAAUGAUCCGCGAAAUCCAAUGCAGUUCCCUACAUGGUAUAAAUGGAUGAUUACGUUGUCCAUGGCCGGUGCGGUUCUAGCAGUAUCUCUGUGUUCUUCAGCGUUCUCUUCUGGCUUUACUUCGCUUCUACGAGAUUUUGGUACCAGCCAGGAGGUUGCAACAUUGUCGCUUAGUUUGUUCGUGCUAGGCUUCGCCAUUGGCCCUUUGUUCUGGGCGCCCAUGAGCGAGCUAUACGGUCGACAGAUCCUGUUCAUCUUCACAUUUGGCAUUUUCACUUUCUUCAACGCCGGCGUCUGCGGUUCACAGAACAUGCAAACCGUGAUUAUUCUCAGAUUCUUUGCAGGCUCGUUUGGUUCGUCUCCACUGACGAACGCCGGAGGAGUAAUUGCAGAUAUGUUUCCUGCACGACAGAGGGGCGUUGCUACCGCAAUCUUUGCUGCAGCUCCAUUCCUUGGCCCAGCCGUAGGACCAGUCGUAGGUGGAUUCCUCGCUGAAUCUGCGGGCUGGCGCUGGCUUGCUGGCUUGCUGGCGGCGUUUUCGGGCCUCGUGUGGUUUAUAGGAAUAGCCUUGGCCCCAGAAACGUAUGGCCCCGUUCUCCUCCGACGUCGAGCUGCCCGGCUCUCGAAGAUCACCGGCAAAGUCUAUCUUUCCAAAACCGAUGCCCAACAAGGCACGAUAUCUGCUGGCGAGGCCUUCAAAACCGCCUUGAGCCGUCCAUGGUUCUUGCUAUUUAGGGAACCGAUCGUCUUUUUCUUAAGCUUAUACAUGGCCAUCAUCUAUGGCACUCUCUACAUGCUCUUCAGCGCCUAUCCUAUUGUAUAUGAGCUUUCCCGUGGUUGGAGUGGUGGUAUUGCCGGUCUAGCUUUUCUCGGUGUUUUGAUUGGUAUGUUGUUGGCCGUGGCCUACACCCUGUGGCCUGAAAAUCCGCGAUAUCAGCGGGUCGUUGAAAAGCAUGGAGGUAUUGCCCCGCCAGAAGCGCGAUUACCGUCUACCAUGUUGGGUGGCGCAUGCCUGCCCAUCGGUUUGUUCUGGUUUUCUUGGACAAAUUCUCCUUCCUUGCCUUGGGCAGCUUCGAUGGCUGCCGGCAUUCCUUUCGGCUUCGGCAUGGUCCUGGUCUUCUUGGGUGUCAUGAACUACCUCAUCGACGCGUACACCAUCUUUGCAGCUUCCGUCUUGGCAGCCAACUCUGUCAUCCGGUCACUGUUUGGUGCCGCUUUCCCCCUCUUCACGACUUACAUGUACCAAAACUUGGGUAUUCACUGGGCGAGCUCAAUUCCUGCAUUCCUUGCACUGGCAUGCGUGCCAUUCCCUUUCCUCUUCUACUAUUACGGAGAGAAAAUUCGUAUGAAGUCAAAGUACGCAGCCGAAGCGGACGCCUUCAUGAAGAGGAUCAUUGCACAAAGGCGUGCAGAAGCGGAGGCUGCUGCUCGUGGAGACUCUGAAACCGAGGCUGACGCAGAAAAGGAGCUUGACAAAGAAGAAUUGAAAGCAGAAGAAGAGGAAGAGGAGCGAAUCGUUGCCGAGGCCGAAGCUGGCGCCGUAGAUUAUGAUGGCGCACGUUUCGAGCGCAUCAAGACCGCUCAGGACACUGAGCGUGUUGCACAAUUGUCAUACGAAGCAAGCCCUUUCGACAUUGACCGCGUCAACACAAGAGAGAGCUUCAAGAGCCGAAGGAAUAGCCAAAGUAGUAGACGGGGUGGGCGUUAAGCGCUUCUGAUUAUCUUGUAAAUUGUAUCAACAUGAUUUUGAGCGCGGCGUUGGAUGAUAGACGGCAUAGACCAUGAUAAGUGAAGAAUGUCUGGUCUCAAACGUAAUACUAAUUGUUGUCCCUCAAUAAAGUUAUGCUAUGCUCCG
This is a messenger RNA of Verruconis gallopava, 2363 nucleotides long. RefSeq lists its product as uncharacterized. Gene Ontology annotation, molecular function: transmembrane transporter activity. The record is from RefSeq and is a predicted model, not a curated record. The transcript is spliced from 4 exons. Bases 339 to 2216 code for a protein of 625 amino acids. Gene Ontology annotation, biological process: transmembrane transport. Lineage: Eukaryota; Fungi; Ascomycota; Dothideomycetes; Venturiales; Sympoventuriaceae.